Pseudozyma flocculosa PF-1 is the source of this 798-nucleotide messenger RNA. RefSeq lists its product as uncharacterized. The record is from RefSeq and is a predicted model, not a curated record. Lineage: Eukaryota; Fungi; Basidiomycota; Ustilaginomycetes; Ustilaginales; Ustilaginaceae. Bases 1 to 798 code for a protein of 265 amino acids. The transcript is spliced from 2 exons.
AUGUCGAUCGCCAACGCCGCGUCCAAGAUUAUCGUCGUCAUCGGAGCGGGGCCCGGCACCGGCUACAGCGUGGCCAAGCGAUUCGCACAGGCCGGCCACCCCGUCGCCCUCCUCUCGCGCACAGAGGAGCGCGUGACCUCGCUCGCAAACCAGAUCAACCAGCUCAGCGGCAAGGGCACCGCGGGCACCACGGGCACCGCGAGGGGAUACGCCGUCGAUGCCACCGACGAGUCGAGCGUGCGCGACGCCUAUGCACGCAUCCAGCGCGACUUUCCCGGCGCAGCCGUCUGGGGCGGCGUGUUCAACGCCAACGGCUUCGUGCGCGCACCGCUCCUCGACACGACCGUCGCCCAGCUAAAGGAGCUCCUCGACGUCGCCGUCGUCGGCGCCCUCAUCUUUGCCCAGUCCCACCUCGACGCCGUCAAGCGCGCACCGCUGUGGAACGACAAGGGCGGCGACGGCGAAAGACACGAGACAAAGGGCUUCCUCGCCUUUACCGGUGCCACGGCCUCGCUCAAGGGAUCCGCCAACUUUGCCGCAUUCGGAGCCGCAAAGGCUGCCCUCCGCAGCCUGGCCCAGUCGACGGCGCGCGAGUAUGCCCCGCAGGGCGUGCACGUCUUGCACACCAUCGUCGACGGCAUCAUCGACACCGAGUCGACCCGUCAGCGCUUCAAGAACCUGCAAUCGACGUUCAUGAGCCCCGACGCCAUCGCAGAGGCGUACUACGCCGCAGCAGCACAGCCUCCCUCGUGCUGGACCCUCGAAGUCGACCUUCGACCCUACGACGAAAAGUUCUAG